Molecule: messenger RNA, 2271 nt
Organism: Terrapene triunguis (Three-toed box turtle)
Lineage: Eukaryota; Metazoa; Chordata; Testudines; Emydidae
Product: protein NDNF-like
Exons: 4
Coding region: 1-1761 (586 amino acids)
Biological process (GO): extracellular matrix organization
Molecular function (GO): protein binding
Source: RefSeq, a predicted model, not a curated record
AUGUUGUUUGCAAAAUACCAUUUAAACAGCAGCAAGAGUAAAAGCUCUGAAGUGCUGGGCAAUUUGGAUGCCUUAUUAAAAGUGCUGAAGAUGUUCAGAUUCUGGAUUUACCUGCCUUUCCAUCUUCUCGUGGCCAUGUGUUUGUGUCAUUCUAUAAAGGUGCCCACCAGUUCCCAACACAUCUUCAAGAGUGAUCUCUUCAACUGUAAUCAUUCCCUGAUUCUUGCAGAUGGUAAGGAAACCAUAGUCCACCUGUUGAAGGAUAUACCUAAAAGGUACUGUUUCAUUCUGGAGGAAGACAGAGCCCCAGCUCCUUUCACGGUAACCGUGACACCCUGUGAUGUUCCCAUUGAAUGGAGUAUACUGGUACAUAAGGCAUCAACAAACUUCCUUGGAAAAGCAGCACGUGGUGAUUAUGACACUCUUGAAGCCACAAAAUCUCAGAAGAUUCCAAAGUUGGUGUCCAUGAUAUUUAACUAUAAAGGAAAUUCUGUGGAGACUUAUAUGGGUAUGUCUUCCUAUUCUGCUUUCUAUAUGCUGGAGUUCCUAUCAAUUGAACGAGACACACACAUUACUGUAUAUUUAACAACUGACACAACAUCUGGGCAUCUGUAUCCAGAACUUCCAUUAGAUCCACGCAUAGAUGUUAUCGGUAUUGGCCAUGCAACUGUGACUCUAGCUUGGAAACACAGCCCAUCGGUCUUAAAGCACAAAGAAAACAUCCAGUAUUGUCUUCUCGUCAAUGAAAAACACAACUACAAGAGUUUAUGUGCAGCUGAGACAGCUAUCAGAUCUUCAGGUAUGAAAUCGCCACCAGCGCUAGCUCUUUCUCUCUUUCUAUAUCUUCUAGACCAUCAACAGGUGAUGAUACUGUCCAAUAGUGAAUUAAGUAUCAUCAACAGGGUUAGUAAUGGGGAAGUGAGGCAGAUAUGCAUGGGCACCAAGAAUACUUAUACAGUGCCCAACCUUAGACCCGGCACUCAAUAUUACUUUGAUGUUUUUGUAGUCAACCUCCUCACUAAUGCAAGUGCUGCCUACACUGGAACAUUUGCAAGAACUCUUGAGGAACCUGAGCCUAAAGUUAUUGAGCUGAAGGAUGGGAAGGUAAUUCAUCUAACCCUGGAUGGGAAAAAGCAGAAAUUCUAUAGCUUGCAGUACCAGGCUAGACACAAGAAGAUCCAAUUCAUCUUUCAAUCUUGUAGUGGCCAAGUAGGGGUUCAGAUAACAAGGAAUGGUAAAGUACUGGCCUCAGAAAACAUUGCAGGCUUCAGACAUUUGUCACUGAAGGGAAAGCUGCUGGACACAUAUUUGGUGCAGCUAAGGUCCAUGGACCAUACUAAUUCUUCUGUGAAAGUUCAAGUAUCCUCUCACUUCCACAAGCCUUUCUUCCCACUUCUUCCAGAAAGCUUAAAAAUCAAGUCCUUCAGUAAACUGAGGACCUGCAAUUCAGUCACCAUUGCCUGGCUAGGAACACAAGAGCAGAGCAAGUACUGUGUGUACAAGAAAAGGAUCAAAGAGGAUCAAGUUUGGAUGGAGGUGAGGAGCGCAGACAGGUGCUCAGGGCCCAAAUCCAGACACAACUCUGAGAAAGUGCUGUGCAAAUAUUUCUAUGAUAUAAAUCUACGACGAGCAGUCACCACACAGACCAUCAAGGGAUUGGAAGCAGGUACUCUCUACCUGUUUGAUGUUUAUCUAACUGAACCUUCUGGGAUCCCGGUCAGGUAUCACAGUAAAGUUGUGAAGACCAGGAAAAAAUGUUGAGGGCUUUUCAAUAAAUGUUUUUCUGGUAGAUAAAUAAGGAGCAAAAUGAAAAACAUGCACAAUAAACACCAGUGCUCUGUGCAGUUCAAAAUAUAUUGGGGCAUAACACACAAUUAUUAAAGCUGCAAGAUUUGUGGGGAAAGAAUUUUUUCAACUGUCUAGAAAAUUAGGCUCACUCUGGCAUCUUUUUUCCAAUAUAAGCUUUUCUCUCAAUUGUCUCAUAUUGACAGCAAAAACAAGACUAAAACAAAUAGAGACACUUGGAAACAAUGGAUUCACCCCAUGACAUACAAGAAAUCAGUCUGGAGUGAAAUGAAUUAAAAUGGACCUGAAAUCAAAUUCAUGUUGUUAAAUACCUUUCAAGGAGUAUUGAACUGUUACUUUAAAAUCUAACGUUUUUUCACUUUGCAUACCUCAGUAACUGUCAAUGAGGGACAGAGCGAUACCACCAGAAUGACUGUCUCUGACAGAUUGACCUUUCCCUGCCAGUUGAGAGAUUUGCUUGUGAAG